Molecule: messenger RNA, 767 nt
Organism: Pseudophryne corroboree (corroboree frog)
Lineage: Eukaryota; Metazoa; Chordata; Amphibia; Anura; Myobatrachidae
Product: aldehyde dehydrogenase family 3 member B1-like
Exons: 4
Biological process (GO): aldehyde metabolic process
Cellular component (GO): cytoplasm
Molecular function (GO): 3-chloroallyl aldehyde dehydrogenase activity; aldehyde dehydrogenase (NAD+) activity
Source: RefSeq, a predicted model, not a curated record
CUGUUUCGCUGUGGUUUGUGGUGGGGUGGAUGAAACAACUCACCUCCUAGAGAACAAGUUUGAUUAUCUGUUCUUUACAGGGAGCCCGCAGGUCGGGAAGAUCAUGAUGGCUGCCGCAGCGAAGCAUCUGACACCAGUCACACUGGAGCUGGGAGGGAAGAACCCGUGUUAUGUGCACGAUGACUGCGAAGUGAAGAACGCAGGCAGGCGUAUUGCAUGGGCACGCUACUUUAAUGCAGGUCAGACAUGUGUGGCACCAGAUUAUGUCCUCUGCUCGGAGACAAUGAAGGAUAAAUUGCUGACCGCUAUGCAGACGGCCAUCCUGGAGUUCUACGGGGAAGAUCCAAAACAGUCGCCUGACUAUGGGAGGAUCAUCAGUGAGAGGCAUUUCCAGCGGGUGUCUGCGCUGCUGCAAUGCGGGAAACCUGUGAUAGGUGGACAGACGGAUGAAUCUGCAAAGUACAUCGCUCCCACUGUCCUUGUUGAUGUGGACACCUCAGACCCAGUGAUGCAAGAAGAGAUCUUUGGUCCGAUUCUUCCCAUACUCACAGUUUCUAAUGAAGAUGAGGCAAUCGACUUCAUUACCCAAAGAGAGAGUCCACUGGCGGCAUACGUGUUCUCUUCCAGCACACAGCACACAGGUAAGCAUUACAAGGACAUACGUGUUCUCUUCCAGCACACAGGUAAGCAUUACAAGGACAUACGUGUUCUCUUCCAGCACACAGGUAAGCAUUACAAGCACAUACGUGUUCUCUUCCAGCACACAG